Acaulospora colombiana is the source of this 893-nucleotide messenger RNA. The record is from the annotation of a GenBank genome assembly. NCBI's taxonomy places the organism in Eukaryota, Fungi, Glomeromycota, Glomeromycetes, Diversisporales, Acaulosporaceae.
AUGCGCACCUUUUCUGAGAUCUCUAGGUCAUUCGGAAGAUCAAGCCGUAAACAAGAGAAACAGGAUAAUGACGAGAAGAAGGCCUCUCUUGAGCCUUAUGCUCCUACGAUAGCUGAAGAUGAUGCUCCUGAACCAGUACCCGCGUCUACCAACCCGACCGAGGAUCUGUUGGCCAUCUGUGACACCCUAGUCCGACCGCCAAGUCAAGACAUAUCGCGGCCGUUUGACAAUAUACCUUCACCGAGGCUCUCGGAGUCUCGUUCAUCCAAGCAGGGCAAGAAGAAGAGAAAAUCUCUCGUCCCUGCAGCACCCCCGACCCUUCAAAUUGAAUCGUCGCUCACUCCUUUCGGUGACGCAUUCAGGUCGUUCGUAGAAGAGCCAAAACCUUCACUGUCAGUAGUAGCAUCACCACCAGCGGCCACUACUACGACUACAAUAGCGGCUGCGACAAUAGCGGCGCCAGCGGCUGCUGCUGCUACCACCGUCAAUGCGGCAGAAUCGGAUGAGACAUCUGGACAGCGGACCACCAAUACUCAACCAACCGCCGUCGAUUCUACUGCGGCCACUAUUUCGACAAAGAAUAAUGCCGAAUCCCGCUUUUCGGCUUCCCCAGUACCGUCAAAGGAGAAGCCUCCUUCCUCGCCACUAAAGGCAUUCUUUGGUGGCAACAAACUAAAGAAUAGGCUAUCUGCUUAUUGGUCUCCCGAACAGACUACGGAGCCUCUACCAAUAGAUCGGUGCUAUUCGAAUGACGAAAAGUUGGCAGCCGCUCGUGCUACAUCUCCCACCCCAAAAGGUGACAAGGAGUUGGGGCAACUAGGCAAGAAGGGCUCAAACGAAUUUUUAUUGAGUAGAGGUUUCGGUUCCAUCAAGAAGCUGACAAGCCGCUCAAA